Molecule: messenger RNA, 2463 nt
Organism: Teleopsis dalmanni
Lineage: Eukaryota; Metazoa; Arthropoda; Insecta; Diptera; Diopsidae
Gene: Plzf
Product: zinc finger protein 724
Exons: 2
Coding region: 46-1596 (516 amino acids)
Biological process (GO): regulation of transcription by RNA polymerase II
Cellular component (GO): nucleus
Molecular function (GO): DNA-binding transcription factor activity, RNA polymerase II-specific; RNA polymerase II transcription regulatory region sequence-specific DNA binding; protein binding
Source: RefSeq, a predicted model, not a curated record
UCUGAUGGUAAACAAAUUUGCUGGGCAGUAGCGAUUUAGUGCAAGAUGUUCCAAAGUGUGCCCACACUUCAUCAACCAUUACAUUCUAAGGUUUCGAACUAUCUUAAUGACCAACGUCGUACGGGACAAUAUUGUGAUCUUAUAAUCGCUUUAAGCGAUACGGAGCAUUUUGUGUUCGCACAUUAUUGCGUUGUUGGUGCGCAAAGCCGAUACGUCGGUGGACCACAUUUAAUACAAAAGUUACUACAGUUUUCAAUUCAUAAUCCUUUAAAGAUAAUUAUUAACGAUUUUAAGUGUGCUCAAUGUUUGCAAACUAUGGUUGAUUUUUUUUAUGAGGAUAUUGUGUCAAUUGCCACAGAACAUGAAAUGCAUUUUAAGACACUAGCAAAUCGCCUUGAAGUCACUGAGCUAUUGAGUUUAUAUCAAAGUAAAGGUGAAGAACAUUGUGAGGGAAUGGGCAACAGUGCUAUUGUAGAGGUUAAUGAAACUAUCAAUGCAGCUGCAUUGGAAAAUAAAGAUGUGAAAGCAGACAUUAAUAUGGCAACAAAUACAAUUUUAAAUGAGGAAAGAACGUACUUUAAGUUAAGAAAUCCACAUAAUACUUCUGCAAAUAAUAAAAUGAAUAAUUGCAUGGCAUGUGAAUUUAAAUGUUAUAACGUCAAAGAUAUGAUAGCACAUAUGCAUUGCUGCGAGGCUUCACAUCUAACGUGUUCACUUUGUGAAGUCGGCUUUACUGCUUGGCGGGAGUAUGAAUUACAUUUAAGGAAACAUAGCAGUGACUUGAAGAAACCAUUUUUCUGUUUAGAGUGCGAUGCUCGAUUUGUUACUCGCACUAGCUUAUUUGUGCAUUUCCCAAAACAUUCGACUGAAACGCCACAUCAAUGUACACAUUGUGACAAAGCAUUCAAAUGGAAACAUGGACUCCGGGAUCAUUUACUUAGUCACAACAAGGAAAAGCAAAUGCUUUGCGAUGUUUGUGGAUUUAGCACGACAAACAUGAAAGCAUUAAAAUCUCACAAAUUGCUACACACGGGAGAAUUUUUCAAGUGUCCCUUUACAGAUUGUAAGCACAGUACAAACCGAAAGGAAAAUCUUAAACUACAUAUAGAAACACAUAAGCAAGAACGUCCAUUUGUUUGUGAAAUAUGCGGUUGCAAAUUUAGUCAAAAUAAAAACUUAAAAAGGCACGCUAUCAAACAUUCAGCAACAGAAACAAACAAGUAUAAAUGCCAACUGUGUAGUUUUGCAAGUCAUCGCUCCGACAAAGUUAAAGAACACACACAGCGAAUGCAUACGGAAAAGGCUGUAGUGUUAGAACUAUCGGAAGUUGUGGAAAAUUCCUUUGAAAACCAAACUGACGAUACAUUUCAAUUAUUACCUAUACAAUUAUUAACAACUAAGCACAACAUCGAAGAGAAAAUGAAACCACAAAAAAAUAAGAAAAAAUUUAUUAAAAAAGUACCAGAAACAAUUGAAGUUACUAAGAGUAUACGUAAUAUCUUGCCAAAAACUACAGUAGAUGAUGUUAGUAUACUUCCUGCGACAUUACUAAAUAUUGAAACUUAUGAAGACAUUGCUGUGAUUGAAAGCAUUUGAUACUUGAGUGUUUGUCCAAUUUAAAUAAUUAUAGUCUUGUUAGAAAGCGAUUUGAGUGUCUGCUUUCAUACAUAUAUGAUACUUUAAGCAUCGAUUCUAAAAAAUCAGAUUUGUGUUUAUUGGUAUUGUCGAUUUCAUACACGGGUAACUAAAGAUUAAUCAAAGAAAAUAUGCUAAUGCAACUAUUCCUUCAUAGGUUUAAUCGAAUAACAUGAAUUUAUUUCGAAAGGUGACUAACACCUUGACAGUAGAUCAAUUAAUGAAACAAAUCAUUCUAAUUGUCCCCAAUUCAUUCUUACUCUUAAGUAAUUCCCUCCUCUAUCACACUACCAUUACCUCCAUUACACAUCCUUACUCAUGUAUACGUUUUUGUGAUUCCUUUCAUGUUACCCACUUUAUAUAUCUUUGCGGGUUACAACAACAACAACGUGAAACAGAUCAGUAAAACAAUGAGAAGUGGUUUAAAAGUGUUCAAUACAGCUUUACUUACAAAGGCCAACUAGUGUUUAAUACAACGCAAACCAGAGCUCAGUGUGUGCCCCAAUGUGUAAGGCCAAGGCAAUUAGCAGCACUGAUACUAAACAAUUUUCUGUUUAUUACAGUCUUUCUACCAUAUGAAGCAUAAAUAGAUAAUAGAUAAUGUUAGCAUAUUAGCUAUUAAGGAAAAUGUGCUGUACCAUUUUAACCAGCUGGUAUAUAUCGGACAUUUCCGUAUAUGUAUGCAAGUUAAAAGUAAAAAAAUUUUUUUUUUACUUUUAAGAAGAACUACCAUGACUCACUUUUAAGACUUAUAAAUUAACUUAAACACGCCGCGCCUGUGUUCAAAUCAAUAUAACUAUUGUAAAUUAAUAACAAAUAUAAAAAAGA